CUAGAAGCUGGAGGUGGAGAGUCGGAAUGGCUGUUACUACUCGAUCUCAGGGGGAGGAGACAGGCACACGAUGUUUGUGUUUUGUCAAGCACAGAUUGCAAGCUCGGGGUCCAGCGUACUGCAUCUACCCCACCAUGUUUGGGCUCACACGGCGCAUUUUCUGGGGAGGACCAGCCGUCAAAAAGCGUCUAGGAUCCGGAACGCUGCUGUCUGAAGGGGGCGGCGCGGCAGGAGCGCGUUGAGGGGACUGUAUGUGGCGCGAGCUGGACAGGGGGGAGCGGAAGCCUCCCGUGGUGCGGCCGCGCUGGGUAGUGGGCGUCCCGGGGGAGGCGCGCCGUGGGGGUGAACUGUGUGCGGGGCACGCCCGGGAUUACCGGGUGAGGGUGAAUGCGUGGCCGGGGAAUCAUGAGCCGGACCCGCUGGGACCCCGGAAGAGGGGCCGGGCAGGGGACGGUGCGGAGGGCUCUGGGGAGCGACGCCCAAGUACCUGAGGGCUGGUGGGAGGUCUCUGCCGGAAGGCGGCGCUGUGCGCUUGGCGCGCUCGUUCGUGAGGACUGCGCGUGCGCGGGGGAGGCUGUGGGCGGGGCCGGGCGGAGGUUGUGGGCGGGGCCUGAGCGCGGCCGCCGUGGCGCCUGCGCCGCCCGUUGUGCAGUGCGUCCCGCGCCGCGUUCGAGUUCUCGGAGGGGAGGGGGCGUUAGCCCCGCGCAGCCGCCGGCGUCGCCGCCAUGGACCUAGAACUAGGGCCAUGAGUAGCUUGUUUUUGACUGGAAGGAGCCGUGGGGUGGACUGUUUCCCUGAAAGGUAGAAGAAUGUUUGAAGACUGUUCCCAAGGCAAGGUUAUAAAGAGUGAAGGCAGGGCUUGUCUGAUUCCUUCUGUGCCCAUUACUCUGUGGUUAUGUGAUUGCUCUGUGCCCAUUAUCCUGUGGCUAUGUGAUUGCUGCUGUGCCCAUACCCUGUGGCUGUGUGAUUGCUGUUGUGCCCAUUACCCUGUGGCUGUGUGAUUGCUGUUGUGCCCAUUACCCUGUGGCUGUGUGACUGCUGCUGUGUCCAUUACCCUGUGGCUGUGUGAUUGCUGUUGUACCCAUUACCCUGUGGCUGUGUGAUUGCUCUGUGCCCAUUAUCCUGUGGCUGUGUGAUUGCUCUGUGCCCAUUAUCCUGUGGCUGUGUGAUUGCUCUGUGCCCAUUACCCUGUGGCUGUGUGAUUGCUCUGUGCCCAUUACCCUGUGGCUGUGUGAUUGCUGUUGUGCCCAUUACCCUGUGGCUGUGUGAUUGCUGUUGUGCCCAUUACCCUGUGGCUGUGUGAUUGCUGCUGUGCCCAUUACCCUGUGGCUGUGUGAUUGCUGCUGUGCCCAUUACCCUGUGGCUGUGUGAUUGCUCUGUGCCCAUUACCCUGUGGCUGUGUGAUUGCUGCUGUGCCCAUUACCCUGUGGCUGUGUGAUUGCUGUUGUGCCCAUUACCCUGUGGCUGUGUGAUUGCUGUUGUGUCCAUUACCCUGUGGCUGUGUGACUGCUGCUGUACCCAUUACCCUGUGGCUGCGUGAUUGCUCUGUACCCAUUACCCUGUUGCUGCGUGAUUGCUCUGUGCCCAUUAUCCUGUGGCUAUGCCCCCUUCAUCUGUCAUGAGAAGCUCAGCUGUCAUGUCCUGUGGUACAUGCUCAGUGGCCCCUGUAGUUUGUACAGUCCUGCUAUUUCUAAACCCCUCUCCCCACAUCCUCUGCUGGCCCAGCCUUUGCUGGAGGGUCUGGCCUCAGCAGCCCAGGUUUUUCUUUUCACACACUUUUCCUGAAGGAUCUCAUUCACUGUCUUGGUUGAGUGAUCCCCUCUGGGCAGAUACCUCUCAGAAUCACAUUUCCCAGCUGACUUCCCUCCCGAACUUCCACCCGGCAUUUCCGUUGCUGGAGGACAUCUGUACCUUGAUAGCCAAAGCUGAACUCAUCUUUCCUCACACCUGUUCUGAUUCUCCUCCAUUCCCCGUAUGUGACGUCACCUGGUGUCCUCCCAGUUCCCGGGCUGGAGAGCUCGGAAGCCAUUCUGGAUUCCUCAGCCAAGUCCUUCUGACUUCAGCUCUGCAGUGGCUCUUGUAGUCCUCCCUUCUCCCCUUGCACUGAUGUCAUUUAAAACCCUUGUCAUCUCUAACCAUGACAGCCUGCUAACAGCAGGGGCCAUCUGGAAACAUUUUCACUGUCUUACUUGGCUUGUCUGUGUGCAGGACCCUUGAACAUCUGUGAAGAAAUGACUAUUCUGCAUGGAGGCUUCUUGCUGGCUGAGCAGCUGUUCCGCCCUAAGGCACUGGCAGAAUUGACAAAGUCUGACUGGGAACAUGUUGGACGGCCCAUCGUGGAGGCCUUAAGGGAGAUCUCCUCGGCUGCAGCACACUCUCAGCCCUUUGCCUGGAAGAAGAAAGCCCUGAUCAUCAUCUGGGCCAAGGUUCUGCAGCCGCACCCCGUGACCCCGUCCGACACGGAGACACGGUGGCAGGAAGACCUGUUCUUCUCGGUGGGCAACAUGAUCCCCACCAUCAACCACACCGUCCUCUUCGAGCUGCUCAAAUCCCUGGAAGCUUCUGGACUCUUUAUCCAGCUCCUUACGGCCCUGCCUACCACCAUCUGCCAUGCAGAACUAGAGCGCUUUGUGGAACACGUGACCGUUGACACUUCUUCCGAAGACGUGGCCUUCUUCCUGGACGUCUGGUGGGAGAUGAUGAAGCACAAGGGUCACCUGCAGGACCCCCUGCUCUCGCAGUUUAGUGCAAUGGCCCAUAAGUACCUGCCUGCCUUAGAUGAGUUCCCCCAUCCUCCAAAGAGGCUUAGGUCAGACCCAGACGUGUGCUCCACCAUGCCCCUGUUGGCCAUGCUGCUCCGCGGGCUGAUGCAGAUCCAGAGUUGGAUCCUGGGCCCUGGGAGGAAGUGCUGUGCGCUGGCCAACCUGGCUGACAUGCUGACUGUGUUUGCACUGACAGAGGACGACCCCCAGGAGGUGUCUGCAACCGUGUAUCUGGACAAACUGGCCACAGUGAUCUCCGUGUGGAACUCGGACACCCAGAACCCCUACCGCCAGCAGGCGCUGGCAGAGAAGGUGAAGGAGGCAGAGCGGGAUGUCAGCCUGACCUCGCUGGCCAAACUCCCCAGUGAGACCAUUUUCAUGGGCUGCGAGUUCCUGCACCGCCUGCUGCGGGAGUGGGGGGAGGAGUUGCAGGCCGUGCUCCGCAGCAGCCAGGAGACAAGUUACGACAGCUACCGGCUGUGCAACAGUCUGACUUCCUUCAGCCAGAACGCGACGCUCUACCUGAACCGCACCAGCCUGUCCAAGGAGGAGAGGCAGGUGGUCUCUGAGUUGGCAGAGUGUGUCAGGGACUUCCUGAGGAAAACGAGCACAGUGCUGAAGAACAGGGCCUUGGAGGACAUCACAGCUUCCAUUGCCAUGGCCAUCAUCCAGCAGAAGAUGGACCGCCAUAUGGAAGUGUGCUACAUUUUUGCCUCUGAGAAGAAGUGGGCCUUCUCGGAUGAGUGGGUAGCCUGCCUGGGGAGUAACAGGGCCCUCUUCCGAGAGCCUGACUUGGUGUUGAGGCUGCUGGAAACAGUGAUAGACGUCAGCACAGCUGACAGAGCCAUCCCUGAGUCUCAGAUACGGCAGGUGGUCCACCUGAUCCUGGAAUGUUACGCAGACCUCUCCCUGCCAGGUAAAAAUAAAGUCCUUGCAGGUGUCCUGCAUUCCUGGGGGCGAAAGGGCCUCUCUGAAAAGUUGCUGGCUUAUGUGGAGGGUUUUCAGGAAGACCUCAAUACGACCUUUAACCAGCUCACUCAGAGUGCCUCCGAACAGGGCUUGGCGAAAGCUGUGGCUUCCGUGGCCCGCCUGGUCAUAGUGCACCCGGAAGUCACGGUGAAGAAAAUGUGCGGCCUGGCUGUGGUCAAUCUCGGCACCCACAAGUUCCUGGCCCAGAUUCUCACUGCCUUCCCUGCCCUUAGGUUUGUGGAAGAGCAGGGUCCCAAUUCAUCUGCCACUUUCAUGGUGUCAUGCCUCAGAGAAACCGUCUGGAUGAAGUUCUCUACACCCAAGGAAGAAAAGCAAUUUUUAGAGCUCCUGAACUGCCUGAUGAGUCCCGUGAAGCCCCAAGGGAUUCCAGUGGCUGCUCUUCUUGAGCCAGACGAGGUGCUGAAGGAAUUUGUCCUGCCUUUCUUGAGGUUAGAUGUUGAAGAGGUAGACCUCAGUCUGAGGAUCUUCAUCCAGACUCUAGAGGCAAAUGCGUGUCGAGAGGAAUACUGGCUCCAGACCUGCUCCCCGUUUCCGCUCCUCUUCAGCUUGUGCCAGCUCUUGGACGGCUUCAGCAAAUAUUGGCAGCUUCCCAAGGAGAAGCGGUGCCUCUCUUUGGAUAGGAAGGAUCUGGCGAUCCAUAUCCUGGAGCUCCUGUGUGAGAUCGUAUCAGCCAAUGCCGAGACCUUCUCCCCGGACGCCUGGAUCAAGUCCCUGUCCUGGCUCCACCGCAAGUUAGAACAGCUAGACUGGACUGUGGGCCUGAGGCUGAAGAACUUCUUUGAGGGGCACUUCAAGUGUGAAGUGCCAGCCACACUUUUUGAGAUCUGUAAGCUUUCAGAAGACGAGUGGACCUCUCAGGCCCACCCAGGGUAUGGAGCCGGCACGGGGCUCCUGGCCUGGAUGGAGUGCUGCUGCGUCUCCAGCGGCGUCUCGGAGAGGAUGCUGUCUCUCUUGGUGGUGGACGUGGGCAAUCCUGAGGAGGUCAGACUGUUCAGCAAAGGCUUUCUGGUGGCCCUGGUACAAGUCAUGCCUUGGUGCAGCCCUCAGGAGUGGCAGCGCCUUCACCAGCUGACCAGGAGACUGCUGGAGAAGCAGCUCCUCCAUGUCCCGUACAGCCUGGAAUAUAUUCAGUUUGUUCCCCUGCUCAACCUGAAGCCCUUUGCCCAGGAGCUCCAACUCUCCGUCCUCUUCCUGAGGACUUUCCAGUUUCUCUGCAGCCAGAGCUGUCAUAAUUGGCUUCCUCUGGAAGGCUGGAACCACGUGGUCAAACUCCUCUGUGGCAGUCUGACCCGCCUCCUGGACUCAGUCAGGUUGAUACAGUCAGCUGGCCCUUGGGCUCAAGGACCAGAGCAGGACCUGACCCAGGAAGCCCUGUUUGUUUAUACCCAGGUGUUCUGCCAUGCUCUGCACAUCAUGGCCAUGCUCCACUCGGAGGUCUGUGAGCCACUCUAUGUUUUAGCCUUGGAAACCCUCACCUGCUAUGAGGCUCUGAGCAAGACCAACCCUUCUGUCAGCUCCUUGCUCCAGAGGGCACACGAGCAGCGCUUCUUAAAGUCCAUUGCCGAGGGCAUCAGCCCCGAAGAACGGCGCCAAACCCUGUUGCAGAAGAUGAACAGCUUCUGACCUGCGUGGGGAGCUGGGCCCCAACAUAGCGGGUCUGCAGAAGAGCAGCAGCUGCGCAGGAGCAAAAAAGCUGGGCCUCAACGUGACAGGUCUGUAGGGGCCAGACCCGAGCAGCCUGGACUUUACAGUUACGUGAAACUGUCCACAAAAAGUCAUGGCAAUAAUGGUGUAAAGAAAAUAGUUUCUUGGGUAUUUGUAACGUACAAACUAUCAUAAAAAUUCUCCUCUUUUGCAUCUCA
Nomascus leucogenys (northern white-cheeked gibbon) is the source of this 5614-nucleotide messenger RNA. RefSeq names its product gem nuclear organelle associated protein 4 (gene GEMIN4). Gene Ontology annotation, cellular component: SMN complex. Gene Ontology annotation, biological process: rRNA processing; spliceosomal snRNP assembly. The transcript has 2 exons. The record is from RefSeq and is a predicted model, not a curated record. Bases 2232 to 5375 code for a protein of 1047 amino acids. NCBI's taxonomy places the organism in Eukaryota, Metazoa, Chordata, Mammalia, Primates, Hylobatidae.